Messenger RNA from Crotalus tigris (Tiger rattlesnake), 2115 nucleotides. RefSeq names its product receptor accessory protein 5 (gene REEP5). The record is from RefSeq and is a predicted model, not a curated record. Lineage: Eukaryota; Metazoa; Chordata; Lepidosauria; Squamata; Viperidae. The transcript has 5 exons. Bases 489 to 1058 code for a protein of 189 amino acids.
UGCUCGGGCCUCUGUGCGGUGAGGAGCCUCCAUCAUAACACCGGAGCCACGAGGGCGUGUGGAUGAGGCUAUAAAACUCGCAAGCAUUUCGGACGACGUCUACAAGAAGAGGCAAAGGUCCGAGCCCGGCGAGGGACGCCGCUAGCUUGCCUAUCCCCUCACGACUCGAAGUCCGUUGGUCGUAUUCACGACCGAUUGCCCGCCCUUGGCGCAAGGGCGUUAUCUUGGGUGCGGCAUUAAAUCGCAGACCCGAGGCAGGAGGGAGGACGAAGGGUGGGUCGGCUGACCAAGUCAGUGCUGACGCGAGCGCACACCGAUUCCUUGCAGUGACGUCGCCUCUCCUCGCUUUCUCUCGCUCCGCUUCCACCUAGAGGCCGAGGGUUGGCUGUUCCGCGCUCAGCCCCGCUGCGGGAUUCUGCUCGGGCGGAUCAGCUCUCGGACUGAGCGGAGCCGAAGGCGAAGCCACAAGCCCCACAGAAGCUCUUGACAUGACGGCGUCCAUGAGGGAGAGAUUCGACAAGUUCCUGCGCGAAAAGAACUGCCUGACCGAUGUGUUGGCCAAAAUUGAGAGCAAGACCGGCGUCAGCAGGUCCUACGUCGCCAUCGCCAUUAUCGCUGUGCUGGCUAUUUACCUGGUUAUUGGCUAUGGAGCAUCAUUGCUGUGCAAUCUGAUUGGAUUUGCUUAUCCUGCAUAUAUCUCCAUCAAAGCCAUUGAAAGCCCUAACAAAGAUGAUGAUACACAGUGGUUGACCUACUGGGUCGUGUAUGGAAUCUUCAGCAUAGCAGAAUUUUUCGCUGACAUCUUUCUGUCCUGGUUCCCAUUCUACUAUAUGAUGAAGUGUGGCUUUCUGGUGUGGUGUAUGGCCCCAAGUCCCUCAAAUGGAGCAGAGUUCCUUUACCACAGAAUUAUCCGCCCUGUUUUCUUGAAGCAUGAGGCUCAGUUGGAUAAUGUAGUGAAGGAGUUAAAAGAAAAAGCUGGAGAGACAACAGAUACCAUUACUAAGGAAGUUAAAAAAGCAACAAUAAAUUUACUGGGCGAUGAGAAGAAGAGCACCUAAAGAAAUUAAUUGGAAGAAAUUUCUCCUUGUCAUGACCUUUAUACAGUGUGAUGUUUCUGGGGACUGUGAUACAGUAAUUUGAAUAAUGUUGCCUUGUAAACCUUUUUGAUUUUAUUAAAAGAAUGUAUUGUAAGAUUUGCUUGCUGUUUUUGCAGUUUUCUGUAUUGAAAGUAAGCAUUUUUAUUUAACGUCAAUGCAGUAGAUGGCAUCUAACGCUUAUACAGUUUCUAAGAAGAAAGAAGAUUUUCAGUAAUGUCUUAUUUGCCUUUCAUGUAAUUUUCAAAAGAAAAUAUGCCCCAGGCUCUGAAUAUUACACUGUUUGUGCAUGCAAUAGCUGUAUGUGCAAAUUUCAUUUCAUAUUUGACUAGUUCUUGUUAUAGCAUAGUUAAAUAUCAAAGUGUAAUGAUAGUGAUUUGGUGUGCAUAGUUUUGUAUAUAUACAAAGAAUGACAAUUAGCCAUGUGUUGCUGGGUAUCUCUCUUCACACAGACUUUCACCAAUUACUUAUAAUGUUGAAAGAAUAAACUGAGAUGACAGUGCUGGAAACUGAUUUUGAAGUACAGAUUGGUUGUAACUUGUAAUAUCUGGUUUAGUAUAUGUAUAUUGACUUAGGCAUUCUCUUUAAAUACUAAAAAGUGAACCCUUUGCCAAAAUUUAUUUAACAUCAUCAUAUUGGAAAGUCUGGUAGCACGUUUUCUGACUGACACAUUUUAUUAAAAGGCAUAAGCUCUCUUGAGCUGGGGCUCACCUAAUUAAAUGCAGAGAGCGCAUCUCAUAAAAGUCUGUGCUUUUUAAUAAAAUCUACUGUUUUAGAAAAGCUGCUAUAAGAAAACUGAAUUUUUACUAAUGCAUAGACUGGCUCUCCUACAAUAUUACCUGAGUUAUGUAACCAAACAACUGAUUAAGGCAGAGAAAAGACAUUUUCCCCUUCCCCAUUGACACCCUAUUCUGGUUCACUGAACUUCAGUCCUGUAAUGUUUUUUUUAAUAGUGGUGGUGUUUCAUGUGAGCAAUACAGAUGAUGCUUGCUCAGUUUAUAAAAUAAAAAUUUAAAAGGGA